GUUUUAUUGAUCUAUGAAAACUUAAAAAAUAGUAAAAUCAUCAAUAAUUUGUAAAAAAAUCAUCGAAAUUUCAACAAAACAUCAAAAACAAAAUGUCGAAAAUGUUUACAAAAAUUGCACAAAAGACAGUUAAAGAACUCGAAUGUUCAGCAACACUAACAAGUGAGGAACUACAAAAAACAACAUUCGAAGUACUGAAAAUCAAAAACUGUCCAUCAGUUGAUGAAUUUCUUCUUUACAUUACAUCUUCGAAAUUUCAUAGUCACUUCCAUCAUGCAAAAUGUGCAUUUGUAAUUAUCGCAGAAUGUGAAGACGACACAGAUGUAAGACAAUUGAGAGGCGACGAAUUAAAAGAAAUUUCUGAGUGUUAUCGAGCUAAGAAGUUGAUGGUCGUGUCCAUCGAAGGUAGAACAAAUGAGAUUAAAUCAUAUAUUUAUUAUAAGCAACUGCAUGAGAGUGAAUUCAAGACAUUAGGAGAUCAUGGACAAUCAACUGAAAAUCUUGAUGAAAUUCAGAUCCAAACUACCUCAGAUUCAUCGCCAAAAUCUUUCGAACAAAACUUCAACUUUUCAUCAUUUUUGCUCAAUUUGAAUGCUCAAAAUUUUGGAAUUUUUGAUGGAAAAUUGCUAGAUACAAAAAUCGACACAUCUACAUGCUACAAUGGAAAGAGACUUAUUGACUAUGCAGUCGAAAGUAACAAAAUUCUUAGCGUUCGAUUCUUACAACUCUUCAAUUUUGACUUAAAACGCACGAAUGAAAAUGGCGAACGUCCACUGGAAAUAGCCGCAAAACUGCCAACAAUGGAUGCAUUUGUAGCACUGUUAAAAUUUAAAUUUGAAUUUUGGAAUGAUGAACUGUGCAAAUGUGAUUACAAUUUGCUUCAUUUAAGAAACAAAAAUGGGCUGACUUUGUUGAUGCUUGCCGCAUUGAGUGGAAACAAUGGAGUAGUCAGCUUGCUAGUAAAAAUUGGUGUUGAUAAAAAUCACGAAGUUCAUGGUGAGACAGCAGCAAGUUUGGCAUGGAAAAAUAAAAAAUUUGAAGCAUUUUUAACACUUUUAAAAUUUGACGCUCGUUAUCCAAAACCAUUUAAAAAUGAACUUGAAGAACGAUGGGAAUCUGUGCCAAAAGAAUUGAAAAAGUUUGUCAGCACAAUUGAGGCUUUCCACUUAAUGGUCAGCAAGAAUGAAACUCAGGAAUAUGAGAAAAUAUUGCAGACUUAUCCAAAUGUAUUUCACUUUUACAACACUCAGAAUCAAUCAGCCGCAAUGACUGCUUUAAAAAGUUCUGAAUCUAAUUCAUGGACCUAUGAGGAUCUUAUCAAGAAAGGAAUUUAUGUUGGCUUUCAUGAAAAGCUUGAAGGAAUUAUUGAUGAGCCUCAGCAGACUCAGAACUCAAAACAUUUAAGUGGAAGGAAUUUAAUUACUUUAAUGUCUAAGUCUUAUGUAGGCUGUAGCACCUCCUAUGACGAGAAGAAGAAAAAAGUUCAUCACAUACUUAGAUGUUAUAAUUUGUUGCACCAAAUUGAACUUAUUCGACCAAUUUUAAAUAUUGUUGUGGCAUAUCCUAUUAAAAUGAUUUUUGACUUUAGUAGGCUAUCUGUUCAACAUUUGCAUCCUGAAGCUAGUGAUUAUAAUUCAGGUUCACUGUAUCGCAACAAAGGAUAUCUAUUCAUCGGUGCCAAAAACCUUCUCGACUCCAAAAAAGAAUGUGAAGUUCUAGCCACUUUAGCACAUAAAGCUCUUCACUAUGCUUUACAAAUUAUCUAUGACAACGACUCAAAGCCGUAUUUUGUGAAUGACGAGGAUAGAAAAAAUGAGUUUGCAGAAGUAUCAAAAGCAUGUGUACUUCAAAGAAUGUGCGAAUUUGUGAUUGAAAAUGUCUACGAAUAUAAUGAAAAUGAGCAGCAUGCAGAACUUAUUGCAAGAAUUCCUCAUAUUUUGGCUCUUUAUUUCCAAAAUGAAGAGAAAAGGAAAUUUUGUCAUGAAAAAUUUAAACAACUUUUUACGUUUUAUGAGCGUCGAAUUGUCCAUGACUUGAAGAUCCCACAUAUUGAAGAUUUACCAAUGAAGAAUGAAAUUUACAAGUUAAAUGCAAAGCUUGAAGCUGUUCAAACUUUAAGAGAAUCAAAAUAUAAAUUAAAAAUGGAAUCCCUUAAAGUCAAUGCCAAUAUUAAAGACAAAAGUAUCAUUUACAUUUCUGGUUGUCCAUUAAUGACAUUCCAAGCAAUUUUUCAGCGUCAUAAAAUUGAAUCAUUUCACAUUGGAUCUUCGUCAUCUCUCCAGUCACAAAAAUCAGAUCAGCUUUUCCACAAUCAACGACUUUUUGUGUACAUGACACAUGAUAAGAUUGAUGAUAAACUAUUACAGCAUCUAAAGACUCUUAUGAAGACCCUAGAAGGAUAUGAUGGACGUCUCAUUUUGACUGUUAUUAUAAACUGUGAAGGCAGAAGCAUGAAAGUCCUUAAAAAUAUUGCAAAAAAGUUUAUUCCAUUUAAAGUUGCAUUCAUUAUUGAUGUUAAUUCAAACACAAUAAAUCGUGAAGUAUUGGCAAAGACUUUUGAAUUACGUGACUCCAAAUAUACAUGGAAUGACUUGACAAAUCCAUCACAGCAACUUUUAAGUGGAAUGAAAGUUAAUUUUCAAGGAAUAGAAAUGAAAUUUAACGAAUUCUUGUCAGAAAAUUCGCAGUCAUUAAAAGAAUUGCCAUUAAACAUUUUAAUCACUAAGAAUUAUCUCACAAUAUCUAAUAAGAUUGAAAAUGAUACAAAAUAUUACGUCAGAAGGAAGUUUAUUGAUAGUACAGCACGUUGCAAUCGCUGGGAUCAAGAAAGGAAUGAAUAUGUUGAUGAAUAUGACAAACCUAUUAAAACUUUUGAUGAAAUUGCAGAAACUGAAAGCAUUAAAGUGAUUUUGCUAGCUGAUGAGCCGAAAGCUGGAAAGACUUCAACGUUUAAAAGCAUCGCGACACGAUUAAAAGCAAAAUUUGUUGAUAAAUGGAUUGUCUUCAUUGAUCACAAACAUCAUGCUGAUGUUUAUCGAACUUGCAAAUCAGUUGAAUGGAACCAGCAAAAGCUCUCAUCAUUUAUAAGUCAGGAUGUCCUCCAACUGCUAGACUUUGAACAGAAAAUAUUUGAAGAAUUUUUCAUUGAAGGUCGCGUGAUUGUUUUAUUGGAAAUGAAUGUCUUUUACCAAGAAAUUCUUGAUUUUGCUGUGAGACUUAAGGAACUAUCACAAAAUCAACUAUGGAUUGCUACAUGGCCACAGCAUGCAAACAAACUUGAGCUAGCAUUUCAUACAAAAUCAUUUAAACUUGUUCCAUUUGAUGACGAAAAUCGGCGAGAAUUUUUUGAAAAAUUCUUAAAUUCCAAAGGAAUUAUUGAAAAAGAAGAAGUAGGGAACAAAAUUAAAGAGCUCGAGAGCUUCUUACAGUUGCAUAAUAAGGAAGACAAUUUUCCAUGUGAUAUACCAUUGAUGGUGAGGAUGAUUGCCGAGGUUUAUGAAAAUUCACUUACAGAAAACGGUCCAUCAUUUCUGUCCAACAAUCUCUUCUCGAUUUAUCAGUCAUUUGUGUCUCGAAUUCUCGGACCACUUGUAUCCAACUCAAGGCUCAAUAUAAUGGAACUCCAUCAAAAGUAUGCAUUAAAAGAAGUAUUUUGUCGCAAGAAAAAGAACGAAUGUGAAGAAACCGUAAAAGCUUUACACAUAAUGUUGCCAAGGGUUGGAAAUACUCACAAGAAGAUCUUUACAUGCGGAAUAAUGUACAAGCUGGAAAGAGGAAAAUUAAAAUUUGUGCAUAAAACAUUUGCAGACUUUUUUGUCGCUCAGUACAUCAUUGAUAAUGUGCUUAAUGCUAAUAUGAAUGGGAACAGUGAGGAAGCUGAAUUGAGAUCGAAAAUAUUUUUGAAUAUAUUGCGAGACUCAAAUCGCUGUUAUAAGACAAUUCAUCGAUUUUUAGACAAUUACAUUGAAAUGAAUGAAUCAGAAUUGGAAGAGAGAUUUGACGAAAGUUGCUAUACAUAUCUGAGCUCAUUUAAACCACCACAAUACUUUAGAAGUCUAUUGUGGAGACUAGCACGACAUCGAUGUUUCUUUUUGAUCAAAUUCCUCACAGAACUUUACAGUGAUGACAACAAAAUUCUUCGUGAAAUGUGGGGUGUGAUUAGUCUUGAUGGAUAUAGUUUCCUGUUCAAAACUAUCGACAAAGAGGACGGUGAAAUUGAUUUCACAUUCACAGAACGUGUUUGGCAUUUAGCAAAGGAAGUCUUCCAUGAUCGUCACGACUUGAUCUCAAUCCUUAAGACAACACUUGUUCGGUCAUCAUGCUCAGUCUUUAAAAAUGUAUUUCCAAAUUUUUGGCAUUUUGCUGAUGAAUUCUUAACAAUGGACGAAAAAGUUGAUAUUUUAACUAAAAGUGCAUUGGAACUUUUUGCGAGGAACAAGACAAAGAAAUUUUUUGUUGAAGUUUGUGAAAUUGCUGAGAAAAACUUGAAUGCUGAUCAAAUUAAGCUAUUUUUGACUAAUUGUGAUGACGAUGGGAAGAACUUUUUGUACCAUUUUUCUAGGACGACUGAUGAUGAGGCUUUACAAGAAUACCUCAAGAAACUCAAACAGUACCUCACAAUAGAUGAACAAAAAGUCUUGCUUAUCAAACGACUUCGUGGAAUGCUUGAAGAAGACAAAAAGACACCACCGAAAAGUUUUCGAACACUUUGGGAAUUUGCUGAGCAGCAACUUGAAAAAGAAGAACUAAAAUCACUUUUGAUGACCACAAAUACUUCUCAUUUUACAAUAUUCCAUGAGACAAUUAUUGAAGGAGAUGAAAAAACAUUUAAUUUCAUGAUUGAAGUUCAUGAAAGAAUUCUUGAAAAGGAAGAAAUUAAAGAACUUAUCAUGCAGACAUUCCAAAGUAACAAGACACUUCUUUAUAAAUCUAUGGGUAUUUCAAUAGAAUCAAUUCUUAUGGUCUGGGACUACCUGCAAGAUCUUCUUGAUGAUGAUGAAGAAACUCUCAAAAAAUUUCUUGCACAUCGUGACGAUUUUGGUGACACAGCAUUCAGCAGUAUGAAAUGGUACGAUGCAUUUCCAAAUGAGCUUUUUAUGCCAUUCAUUUCUGAGAAUUUUACAAAACCAGAAAUUGAGAAACUUUUUGAAAAAGCUUCAGAUGAGAUUUUAUCAACAGAAUUGCCGACACCAGAAAACAAUGAACAAGUAACUAUUGAGGCUAAUGAGACACCAAAGCAGAAUAAACAUUUUUCACUAAACUGCUUUUGUUGUAGUAAAGCUGUUUAGAUUUUAUAUGUAAGUGCACAUGCUGGUCUGAGUUUAUUUUAAAACUAUUAAUUGUAUAUGAGUAUCCUUUAUGUUUAGCGGUAUUACUGCUAUUUAAAGUAGCUAGCCCUGAAAGUAAAGGUGACAAAUGAAAAGUUUAAUUUGUAUUUUCACAUUAUAAAAUUUAAAUUAAUUUAAUUUUAAAAAGUAUUAAAUUUUGAUUGGCCUAAAUGUUUUGGUGCAAAAUAGAAAAAAAGUACAGGGUUUAUAAAAUUGAUUUUAAAAUUCUAGUAAAAUAUUUUGAAUACACGAUAUAAAAAUUUAUGUCAAUUAAUUGUUUUCUCUUAUUUAAAAGCACAUUUUUGUAUUAAAUAAACUGCCUGUAAAUGAGAUUUUAUUCAUCUCUAAUUUGACACUUUUGCCACUUUUAAAAAUGAAUCAAAUUCAUG
This is a messenger RNA of Chironomus riparius, 5716 nucleotides long. The record is from the annotation of a GenBank genome assembly. Lineage: Eukaryota; Metazoa; Arthropoda; Insecta; Diptera; Chironomidae.